Molecule: messenger RNA, 672 nt
Organism: Rasamsonia emersonii CBS 393.64
Lineage: Eukaryota; Fungi; Ascomycota; Eurotiomycetes; Eurotiales; Trichocomaceae
Product: 2-deoxyglucose-6-phosphate phosphatase
Exons: 3
Coding region: 1-672 (223 amino acids)
Molecular function (GO): beta-phosphoglucomutase activity; sugar-phosphatase activity
Source: RefSeq, a predicted model, not a curated record
AUGUCCACCGCAGGACACGGCACGUAUUCGGCACCGCCUCAAGUUCACUCGUUCGAUGGCCUCCUUUUCGACUUUGACGGAACGAUUGUAGAUUCUACGGACGACCCCAAAGUCAUUCUGGCAACCUCCCAUGGGCGGAGGAGUAUCGACACCCUAAAACUGUAUGACCCUAGCAAAGCUAAUUGGGAUUAUGUCAGUCAAAUUGAAGGGAGAAUCCCCAAAGAAUACGGCGCAGAUGCGGUUGAAAUUCCCGGGGCGCGUGACCUCCUCAAGACAUUGGAAGAUGCAGGUGCUCCCUGGGGGGUGGUUACAUCCGGAACGCGUGCUCUGGUCGCCGGCUGGCUCGACGUUUUGAAGCUCGCGCAUCCCAAGUUUCUUGUCGUUGCCGAGGACGUGGAGCAGGGCAAGCCGGAUCCUCAGUGCUACCUGCUUGGUCGCUCCCGACUGGGCCUGGGUGAGAGUACGUCUAUCUUGGUGGUCGAGGAUGCGCCCUCGGGUAUCAAGGCUGGCAAGGCUGCGGGGUUCAAGGUCGUUGCUUUGGAAACCACGCACACCAUCCAACAGCUAAAGGACGCGGGAGCGGACUGGAUCGUCAAGGACCUGAGGAGUAUCGGCCUGAAAGCGGUGAAUGGUAAGGUGGAAAUCGAAAUCAAGGACGCGCUGCAAGAAUAA